This is a messenger RNA of Danaus chrysippus (African queen), 777 nucleotides long. The record is from the annotation of a GenBank genome assembly. Lineage: Eukaryota; Metazoa; Arthropoda; Insecta; Lepidoptera; Nymphalidae.
AUGAAAAUGUGUCUGACGUUAGUUCUGUGUUUCUGUUUCUGUGUAUUUCACGUAACCGCAGAUAGAAUUUACUAUCCUUAUGAAUACCGAAGCGCGCCGGGCGACAUGGAAUCAAAAGCAUUACCGUUUCAAAAUUCAAAUAUACAAAAUAACAUGAGGCCGCCACAGAUUAUACAUAUAUCUCAACCUAAGCCCUUGACAGAUGUCGAAAAAGGUAACGCACAUACCAAUUCAUUUACUGAAAUACUACAUAAAAUGGAUCAGAUGCCAAAAAACGAAGAAAGACCACAAAAUCCUCGCACGACCAGUGAAGAUUUAUCUAAUCGAGCGUCUUUCGAACCAAAAACAUCAUUUGAACCGUGGAUACCGUCUUUUCAAGAGAAAUCGAUACUUUUACCACCUGUUAAAUUCGACCAUGAAGGUUUGAACCCAUUCCCGCCGAAAUUGGAUUUGCUUGCACCAGUUGCGGAGAAAGUGUCUGGUAAACUUAAUGGUCUAGUGGAGUUAAUCCAUGCUAUAGUUGGGAAUUCCAACAAUUUUUUAGUGAGGGGAUUUAAACAAAUUGUUAUCGAUGGAAUCAUAAGACCGAUGUUGCUUUUAAAGGGAGGUUUAAAAGCAUUAAUAAGUAAAUUAGCGAUACCAUUAAUAUCUUUAUUGCUUAUUAACGUAGAGAUUUUGAUCACAGUGUGGUGGUUAUGGGACGACUGUAUAGUUCCGGAACCAAUAAAUGAACCGUUAAAGUUUAGAAAUGCUGCUAACACUACCGAAACAAGUUGA